This is a messenger RNA of Plutella xylostella (diamondback moth), 2229 nucleotides long. RefSeq names its product pancreatic lipase-related protein 2. Gene Ontology annotation, molecular function: serine hydrolase activity; lipase activity. The record is from RefSeq and is a predicted model, not a curated record. NCBI's taxonomy places the organism in Eukaryota, Metazoa, Arthropoda, Insecta, Lepidoptera, Plutellidae. Gene Ontology annotation, biological process: lipid catabolic process.
GGGUCACCCGUCGCAAACAGCCAGCACUUUCGCUGUCAGUCGACGCACGCGCCACGCACGCCUAGCACACUCCCGAACGCACUCGCAAACGUCAAACUAAAAAACCGCGGCAAAAAGUUUUGAAAUUCUGACGUUUCAAAGUUCCUUUUUAAAUGAAAUAAAGUUUACGCAAGUGUAAAUACUUUUUAAAAAGGAUAUGUGGGGUUGUUAAAUUUGUGUUAUGUGACUUUUUAAGUGAUUGUUUUCAGUGGCUGUGUUUAUUUACAUAAUUUAUUUUUAGUAGAAAAAAUGGUGGCUAGUGCGAAGUGGUUAUUGUUAUUUUGUGUCACUGCACUGGACAUUACUGUGAUAUCCACCCAGCGGCCGAGCCGGCGGCCGCGACAGCAGAAGGAGAAGCCGCAGUCCCUGCAGGACGUGUUCAACACCACCUCGUGCAUCCCGCCGCCGUACCGCUGCCCGCACCACAAGCUGCAGUUCUACUUGUACACCAGAUCAACGCAAGAGAAGGGCGAGCUUCUGGACACACUGGACAACCUGUCUCUCACCCGCUCGCGCUUCAACCCGGCACACCCCACCAAAAUCGUGGUCCACGGCUUCGGCGGCGGCCGCAACCUCAGCCCGAGUACUGACAUGAGGAAAGCUUACUUCGCGAGGGGCAACUAUAAUAUUAUUAUAGCUGAUUAUGGCAGUCUAGUCAAGGAACCUUGUCUUAGUCAGAUAGAAUGGGCGCCGCGCUUCGCCGGCAUGUGCAUAGCUCAGCUGGUCGAGUACAUCCAGUACCACCCGAGCAAGGCGGUGGCCCCGGAGCAGAUCCACACGAUAGGGUACAGUGUCGGCGCGCAUAUACUCGGGCUGGUGGCGAAUCAUCUGGCUGAGGGGAAACUUGGCAGGAUCACAGGCCUAGACCCGACAAUAUUCUUCUACAUGGGCAACAACCGGUCCCGGGACCUGGACCACACGGACGCGCUAUUCGUGGACAUCCUGCACACGGGCGCCGGGAUCCUCGGCCAGUGGGGGCCGAAUGGACAUGCUGACUUCUACGUGAAUGGCGGGUCGAGCCAGCCCGGCUGCGCGCAUGACACCAUCUUCCAGACGCUAUCGUGCGACCACACGAAGGUGACCCCCUACUUCAUAGAGUCCAUCAACAGCCGGGAGGGCUUCUGGGCUGGUCCGUGCCCGAGCCUGUUCUCGUACCUGAUUGGCUGGUGCGAGCCCAAGGAUACGGAGUAUGUGAUGAUGGGAGAACAUGUCACGCCUAAGGCUCGAGGCAUUUACUACGUGACGACAAACGCCAAACCUCCCUACGCCAGAGGGUUCCCGGGGAAGUCCCGACGACUCAGAUCUAUCUCCCCUGACUCUUACAGCUGAUGAUGCGAUGAUAUUUCAAUAUAGAAAAGUAAAUAUUACAGUUAUAUUAAAAUUAUCAUCAAUAGGAUGCAGGCGGGAUGUUGGAAUUUAGAAUAGAAACAGCGGGAAUUCAACUUGCCAUGUCACGAAAUUUAUAAAAUAAUGGAGACUGCCUUUUUAGGUAUACUGUGUCUUUAUUUUUUAACCUAUUUUUAAAUUACUUCGAGUCGGCUCUAAAUAGGGUUUACCGAGAUAAAAAUUAAGUAGGUACCCUUAGAUUUUCUGGGCUCAAUGUAACAUUAUAGGUAGAGAUUACUUACUCUUAUUUGCAAACCAACACAACACAUUUUCAUUGCAGUAGUUUUGGAACAAAACUAGUAACAAUAUUACUUCCGUAUAAAUACUUCCUAGUACAUAUUGACUCUCAUGACGAAUUCGUUUUGUUUCUUGAUUUUCUAUCAGUAUGCGGAUUAGUUACGACACUAUCUUUUACUACUAUUUUAAUUACCUCUAGGAUAGAAGGCGUUGUGCUUUACGGUAUAUGUAUUGUUAUUUAUUUAUACUACUUUAAUUUACUCUUACUUAAUAUUUAAAAAACGCAAGAGGGUAAUGCACCUAUGUCCAGCAGUUGUGCUAUUGGCUGAUGAUAAUGAUAAUUAUGAUGAUGGAUUAAUAUAACUAAUAGCUUUUAUUGUGAGUGAUAUCUUUAGCUAGUUUAAUAUUGUGAUAUACUUAAUAUGUAUUAAUUAUGUAAAUAGUAAGUACCUAUGUGUGUGUAGUUCGCAAUGUGAGUGGAGGGGGGUAUAGUGUAGAUUCCUAGAAUUAUUACGCUUUAACUAUUGUGUCCAUAACUUUUAAUAAAUUAUUAUUUAUGAGCCUUAA